AAAAUGAGGCGGGGGACCAGGAGGAACGGUCCCAAGCCCCUCUCUUAAUUAUAGUUAGAAUUAAUUCACCCCUCUCAUCUAUUCCGGUACGAUUACAGCUUCCAUGUUUAUGUCCGUCCUUUCUUCACGUCUCACCUCUCACCUUUCAAGUUUUAAUCUCAACCCUCCUCACCACUAAUCACUACCUAGUAUCUCCAGACUCCUAAUCUCAUAAUAAAUCCAUACUAGAUCCUAGAAAAUGCCCCGACUUGCGCCAUCCCUCUUCUGGAGGGCCAGGCGCGAGAUAUCACCCAUGGCUGCCCAGUUGCUCCCAGCCUGCCGGGACCUCGAGUCCGCCGCCAACGAGCUGCGCUGGAUUAGAGAGUACGUCCAAGAUACCAAAUCACCAAUUCCGGACGAACUGCGUAUUUGGAGGCUAGUAGAAAAGCGGGCAAAGGGCAUCCCGCUACAGUAUGUGCUCGGAACACAGCCGUUUGGCAAUCUCGAGAUCAAGUGCCGACCAGGCGUGCUCAUCCCAAGACCCGAGACAGAGGCCUACACCCUCCACCUCGCCACCCUCCUCUCCCAGUCCCACCCACCACCACCAUCCCUCACCAUCGUAGACCUCUGCACCGGCACCGGCUGCAUCCCCCUCCUCCUCCUGCACUCCAUCCAAGCCGCCCUCCCCCGCACCACCGCCAUCACCAUCCACGGCGUCGACAUCUCCCCGCGCGCCAUCGCCCUCGCCCGCGCAAACCACGCCCACAACCCCCCUCCCUCCCCCUUCCUCCCCCACCACACCCUCACCUUCCACCAAUACGACAUCUUCUCCCCCACCCACGACCCCAACUCCCCACCCGACAAACCGCACCCCACAGUCGACCUCCUCGUCUGCAACCCCCCCUACAUCUCCCCGCGCGACUUCGCCCGCGCCACCGCCCGCGCCGUGCGCAACCACGAGCCGCGCCGCGCCCUCGUCCCGGCGCCCCCGCAGCAGCAGCAGCAGCAGCAGCGCGCCGACCGCUAUGCGGCGUGGUGCCGCCGGCCCGAGGACGUCUUCUACGCGCGCCUGCUGGAGAUCGCGGCGUACGCGCGGCCCCGGCGGGUGCUGAUGGAGGUUGGGGGGUGGGAGCAGGCGGUGAGGGUUGUGGGGUUGGUGUUUGGGAAACAGGGUGAGGGUGGUUUUGGUGUGGGGGGGUAUGAGGUGGAGGUUUGGCGGGAUGAGCCCGCGGCUGGGGAUAGGGGGGAGAGGGUUGAGGUUGCGGGGCGGGAGGUGGUUGUGAGAGGGGUCGGGAGGGGGAGGGCGGUUUAUUUGAAGUUGGCGGAGGACUGAUCAGUCUAUCAAUCUAGCGACUUGAUGUGUGUGUAUGUGUGGUGGGUUUGUGUAAUAGGUACAUACCAGGCGGUUGGGAGGGGUGUUGAGCGGCGUCCUGCAUCCGCCCUCACCAUCGCCAGGCUCGGAGGAGUUCCUCCUCCGUCGCGGGAUGGUCGCCACGACCCUGUUCUUUGGAACCUCGGAUUCGACGUCUGUCCUUUCACGUCGUAAUGUAUAUCAUUGGGGCCCGAGGAAUCCGAUACCAUUCUAAAUGUAAAUCAAAGACUAGUUCCCCUGCCAUUUCAU
This is a messenger RNA of Chaetomium fimeti, 1600 nucleotides long. Its product is annotated as S-adenosyl-L-methionine-dependent methyltransferase. The record is from RefSeq and is a predicted model, not a curated record. Gene Ontology annotation, biological process: protein methylation. The coding region runs from base 239 to 1312 and encodes 357 amino acids. Lineage: Eukaryota; Fungi; Ascomycota; Sordariomycetes; Sordariales; Chaetomiaceae. Gene Ontology annotation, cellular component: mitochondrion. The transcript is spliced from 2 exons. Gene Ontology annotation, molecular function: nucleic acid binding; protein methyltransferase activity.